Ylistrum balloti is the source of this 6740-nucleotide messenger RNA. RefSeq names its product probable helicase senataxin. Gene Ontology annotation, biological process: termination of RNA polymerase II transcription. The transcript is spliced from 21 exons. Lineage: Eukaryota; Metazoa; Mollusca; Bivalvia; Pectinida; Pectinidae. Gene Ontology annotation, molecular function: helicase activity; transcription termination site sequence-specific DNA binding. The record is from RefSeq and is a predicted model, not a curated record. Bases 1 to 4536 code for a protein of 1511 amino acids. Gene Ontology annotation, cellular component: nuclear body.
AUGAGUACAGUGGACGCACCUGCUCAGGGUGUAGCUGUAAUGAAAAUGACCGUGUUGUCACUGGCUGCUCCGGGAGUGUCCUCGACUGGAUAUGAUACUGAUGUACAGCUCCCCAAUCAAGAUGAGAUACUGUCCAAGCAGCUACCUCUUCUUACCAUGAUGGAGCCUGGGGUGAAGAGUACUAACACUUCUCUGCUCUCUCUACAACCUCAUGAGGACAAAGUAGAAAUCACAGAAAACCAGCAGUCAUUGAACAGUAGCACUGCACCACCUGACAAGAACAAGGCUAAUGAGGAAAGAUCAGAAUAUAUAGAAUCAAUGGGACAACAGGACAGUAAAUACAAGGAGCGGUCACAAAGACCAGAGUCAGAAAUCAGCCACAAAAAGAAGGGGAGCUCAUCAAGUUCAGAACAAGCAUCAAGAAGAAAUGACAGUGGAAACAAGGAAAAGUCACAAAGACCAAGAUCUGGAUCAAGUGGAAAGGACCAUAGAAACAGGGAGAAGUCGCAAAGACAAGAAUCGGGAUCAAACAGACAUGACAGUGGAAACAAGGACAGGUCACAGAGAUCAGAAUCUGGGUCAAGUGGGAAGGACAGUGAAAACAAGGAGAGGUCACUGAGAUCAGAAUCGUGGUCAAGUAGGAAGGACAGUGGAAACAAGGAGAGGUCACCAAGACCCGAAUCAAGAUCAAGUAAAAAGGACAGUGAAAACAAGGAUAGGUCACAGAGAUCAGAAUCAGAAUCAAGUAAAAAGGACAGUGAAAACAAGGACAGGUCACCAAGACCUGAAUCAAGAUCAAGUAGAAAAGACAGUGAAAACAAGGACAGGUCACCAAGACCUGGAUCAAGAUCAAGUAGAAAAGACAGUGAAAACAAGGACAGGUCACCAAGACCUGAAUCAAGAUCAAGUAGAAAAGACAGUGAAAACAAGGACAGGUCACAGAAAUCAGAAUCAAGAUCAAGUAAAAAGGACAGUGAAAACAAGGACAGGUCACCAAGACCUGAAUCAAGAUCAAGUAGAAAAGACAAUGAAAACAAGGACAGAUCACCAAGACCUGAAUCAAGAUCAAGUAGAAAAGACAGUGAAAACAAGGACAGGUCACCAAGACCUGAAUCAAGAUCAAGUAGAAAAGACAGUGAAAACAAGGACAGGUCACAGAAACCAGAAUCAGGAUUAGGUAAAAAGGACAGUGAAAACAAGAACAGGUCACAGAGAUCAGAAUCAGGGUCAAGUAGGAAGGACAGUGAAAAUAAGGAAAGGUCACCAAUACUGGAAUCAGGGUCAAGUAAAAAACACAACAGAAAGGAGAGAUUAUCAAGUUUAGAAUCAGGAUUAAGUAGAAUGGAAAACAGUGAAAUAGAAAAUAGGAACAAGGAAAGGCCUCCAGGACAAGAAUCAAGUAAAGAUUUCUCCGGUAGAAUAGAGAAUAUGAACGAGAAAAUGUUGCCUAGUAAUGAAUCAGGAUCAUUUAAUACAAAAUUUAGUGAUCCAAAUGUCGAGGUAAAUUUGGAUUCAGUAUCUGGUAACAUAAAUUUAGAUGAACAUCACAUCUUGGAUAUGAAUUCCAGGAAACAGACAGAUGAAAUGACAGGAACCAAAGAAAAUAGGCCACCAGCCAUGCCAGAAAUGAUAAGCAACACUGUAAAUGAUUGUUCAGCUAGCAAGGCCUGCAUACCAUCAUCAACAGCACAUGAUAUCUUAUCUGUACCUUCCCAGCCACAUGCUGGUAAGAUGAUACGGCGCAAAGCAACAGGCCCCAAAUCCAUUCUGACACUGCCAGAGAAUCGCAGAAAAAAGCCUCAUAGAAAAGUGACAUUUGAUCUGCAACAGGAGACACCAAGGGAAGUACCAUUCACUUCAAGACUUGCCAGAAGUAUAUUGUUACAGAAAGAGAGACUACCUCUAGAUCAUCAGCUGCGAGGGGGUGGGAAAGUGGCCCAGCCAAGUAGGUCUAUAAACCAAUCAGAAGGGAGGAAUGCAACUGUCUCCUGUUUGAAUCAGCCUGGAUCAUUUGUAAGAACACCUCAAACUAUACCCAAAGCAUGUACACCAACUUCCAGACCACAAAACCUUAUGGAGAAAAAAUGGGCAUCAACACAAAGUCACAUGAACAAGCCCUUUACAGAUAUAACAGGGGCAAAAAACACACCUGAGGAGCGACAGUACAGUCUGGAUAAUCUUCUUGUAAAACUUCUCCAGUGGAACCCAGUCUGGCUCCAAGAACAAGAGAAAUACUCAUACCCACCUCCAGCCAUAGAAGCAGAGAACCCACUGAUUCCCCUUGGUGAAUCCUACAGCAGUUUUGAUGACUACAUCCAACUCUUCACUCCACACAUAAUUAUGGAGACUUGGGAAACUGCAGUUUCUGGCUUCAAGCAGAGAAAGGAGUCCGGUGUAACCAGGCAUACAGUUCACUUUUCUGCUGCAGAGACCUCUGUAAAUAAGAAAUUUAUCCACCACACCUGGAAUGGUGUGGUAACAGGAGAGAAGUUCACUUCUAAUCAGUAUCUCUGUGAUGAGGACCUUGUUAUCAUAAAGUAUGUGACAGAGGAGCCUGAUCCAUCUCAACCUAGUGGACCACCGCGAUAUACACAGCGUUCCAGCUUUGGGUUCCUUGAGAAGGUAACACCCUACAAAGCCCAGGACAUCCCUAGACUUUACAAUGAACUGCCACUACUUAGAAGAGAUGCACAAGCUUUGGGCAAUCAGAAUGUAGUUACUCUUAAACUGAAACUGAAGAUAAGGAAUGGUCGUAAUUUACGACUAGCACAGCAACCAGCCACUCUCCAGAAGGUAGUAUCUCUGAUAUCCAUCGUAAGACAGUAUAAUGCCCUGGUGGUGCUGCGCAGAAACAUACUUUGGAAACACAUACUAGAACCAGGCAGGACUGAUGUAUUCGCCGAGGAACAGCCAGUGACAGAAGCGUUACGUUCACAGCUGAGAAACUACAAUCCAUCCCAGCAGAAAGCUAUAUGUACAGCAGCCAAGGUAGCUGUACAGCCUUUCAACUUACCACGGAUCUGUUUACUGCAGGGACCCCCUGGGACUGGCAAAUCCCACACCAUUGUAGGCAUCAUCGACAAAAUCAUUAGGGACACAAAGGGUCAGGGCCGCAUUUGUUUGUGUACACCAUCCAAUGCUGCUGUGGAUGAAGUCAUACGCCGGUUGAUAUAUCACAAGAGAAAUACGACAAGAGCCCCAAAUCACCUGCCCUAUGGUCUACAUAUGGUGAGGAUUGGGAAAAUGUCCUCUAUACACAAAGAUGUAGCUAAAUACACAUUCACCGAACUUGUCCACCGCCACAGGCAAAAUGAGAUUAGUCGGAAGGGGGAGAAAAAUUUUCCUCAGAGCUCUCGCCGUGAGCUUGCAAGCCUCUCUGAAAAGAUUUCAGCCUUGUCUUCUCAACUAGAAAACAUGGAGCCUGGAGACAACAGUUGUGUGCAUAAAAAGAGGCUGCAGGCAGAUCUACAGAAAAUGGAACAAAAGAAAACUGACCUACAUUACCAACUUAGAAAUAUGAAUAGGAGUAUUUCUUUGACUCCGGCUGAGGAAUAUGAGAUAAAAAAAAAUGUGCUGUGGCGUGCUCAUGUCAUAUGUGGUACGCUGAACAGCUUUGGUAGUAGCAACAUACAGAACCUGUUACGCACUCGUCACCCUAGCAACCAGUCUUCCUUCUUCUUCAACUGUAUUGUUAUGGAUGAGGCAUCACAAGGUACCGAGUUGGAUUGUCUUAUACCACUACAAUAUGGCACUAGUAAGCUGAUCAUGGUGGGCGACCCAGAACAACUCUCCCCGACUGUCCUCUCCAGGAAAGCAGAAGAGAAGUGUUUUGGCCAAUCUAUGUUUGAACGAAUGUAUGGCUACUAUAAAUAUAAGGAAACCAGCCCAGUCAUACUUCUGGAUACACAGUACCGUAUGAACCCAGAGAUUGCAAUCUUCCCAAGCCAGUUUGUUUAUGGAGGCAGACUUCUCUCAGACAGGUGUGUGGAGGAGCGGGGCCACAACUUCCCAUUGAAGCCUUACCUGGUAUUUAAUGUUGAAGAGGGUCAGGAACAGAGCUCACAGGCAGGGUCAGUAAAGAAUGAGGCAGAGGCUUGUUUUGUGGCCAUGCUAUGUAAGCAGAUCACACGCUACACAGACAUCCCACAGACAGAUAUUGGAAUCAUUGCUCCGUAUCAGAGCCAGAAGUCUUUACUGGUUGAGAACUUGAAACAGUGGAAAAUGACAAGCAUUGAAGUGGGAACGGUAGAUGGAUUUCAGGGCAGGGAAAAAGAGGUCAUCAUUAUGUCCUGUGUUAGGGCCAGCAGUUCAGGAGGCAUUGGAUUUGUUGCCAAUAGAAAGAGGAUGAAUGUAGCACUGACGAGAGCUCGAUCAGCCAUGUAUGUGGUGGGAAAUCUCAGUUCCCUCAAGAGAUCUGGAGGAGACUGGGAGGUCCUGAUAGAGGAUGCAAGAAAACGCAAGGUUGUCCAAGACUGUGGGAAACAGACCAAUUAUUCUACUGCUGUACAGGUCUGCUUUAAACGACUGCCAACCUGAUAUCUGAAGGUCUGAUGAGACAAUUGAUCAAAUAAUUGUGGAAGUGUCCUAAAAAAAUCACAUAAUUCAGAAGUGUAGAGUGAACAAUGGUGCUGUUCUGGAAUAAUCCACCAACCUGACAAGGAGCUGUUCUGGAAUAAUCCACCAACCUGACAAGGAGCUGUUCUGGAAUAAUCCACCAACCUGACAAGGAGCUGUUCUGGAAUAACCCACCAACCUGACAAGGAGCUGUUGUGGAAUUAUCCACCAACCUGACACAGUGCUGUUCUAGAAAAAUCCAUUAACCUGACAAGGAGCUGUUCUAGAAAAAUCUGCCUACCUGACAAGGAUCUGUUCUGGAAUAAUCCACCAACUUGACAUGAAGUUGUUAAUGGAAUAGUCCACCAACUUGACAUGAAGUCGUUUUUGAAUUAUCCACUCACCUGACAAGGAGUCAUUCUGGAAUGAUCCACCAGUCUGACUUGGAGCUGUUCUGGAAUAAUCCACCAACUUGACAUGAAGUAAUUAAUGGAAUAGUCCACCAGCUUGACAUGAAGUCGUUUUUGAAUUAUCCACUCAUUUGACGAGGAGUCGUUCUGGAAUGAUCCACCAGUCUGACUUGGAUCUGUUCUGGAAUAAUCCACCUACCUGACAUGAAGUUGUUACCAACCUGACACAAAGUGACAAAGUGCAACUCAAGGGUGAUAUUGAGGUGAACUUGGACUAUACCUUGUGUAAUAUGCAGGUAUACUGGGUCAGUCCUUUAUACAAUGUGAUAUGCUGGGGUGUGAACUGGAGUAAUAUAACUAGGUUGAGGUGCAGGCAAAUUGGAAAGAUGCUUUAGGGGGAUACACAGUCAUCUCAUGUGAUACGCAGUGAACUGGGACAGUAAUCUCGUGUGAUACGCAGUGAACUGGGACAGUAAUUUCAUGUGAUACACAAUGAACUGGGACAGUCUCUCAUGUGAUACACAGUGAACUGGGACAGUCCUCAUACACAGAUGAAGUGGGACUGUCCUCUAAUAUUUAAGGACAGUCCUCUGAUGUGAUGUGCAAGUUUACUGGUUCUUGCCUUUAUAUUUCAAGAUAGGUUACUAUGGUGAUGAUGGAUUCUUGCAUUAUUUUUCAAAUUAAAAUUAAUGUAGGUCACAGUAGUAAUAAUGGGUCCUUAUCUUGAUUAUUCCACCACAAAGUAGGAUUCUAUAAUGCUCCCAACACUCAUUGUUGAUGAGACAUUUUGUUUAAGCUUCAUAUACAAAUGUCAAAAUUUGUCUUUGUAUUUUAUAGACUGCUUGACAAUGUCAUAGGAAAUAUUUAUCUGUGAUAUUUUUAUACAAAUCUAUAUCAAUUUGAAAUCAUUAUGUUAAUAUGAUGUAUAGGUUGUGUGUACUGUAUGUUUAUGAAAAUGUGUAUCCGUAAUGUGGAUGUUUAAGGGAAAUAAGAGUGUGUGUGUAUAUAGGUUGUGUGUACAUAAUUGGAUGUUUAAGGUAUGUGUGUGUAUAUAGGUUGUGUGUACAUAAUUGGAUGUUUAAGGUAUGUGUGUGUAUAUAGGUUGUGUGUACAUAAUUGGAUGUUUAUGGUAAGGGUGUGUAUAUAGGUUGUGUGUACAUAAUUGGAUGUUUAUGGUAAGGGUGUGUGUUUAGGUUGUGUGUACGUAAUUGGAUGUUUAAGGUAUGUGUGUGUAUAUAGGUUGUGUGUGUAUUUGUGGAUGUUUAUGGUAAGGGUGUGUAUAUAGGUUGUGUGUACAUAAUUGGAUGUUUAUGGUAUGUGUGUGUAUAUAGGUUGUGUGUACAUAAUUGGAUGUUUAAGGUAUGUGUGUGUAUAUAGGUUGUGUGUACAUAAUUGGAUGUUUAUGGUAAGGGUGUGUGUUUAGGUUGUGUGUACAUAAUUGGAUGUUUAUGGUAAGGGUGUGUGUUUAGGUUGUGUGUACAUAAUUGGAUGUUUAUGGUAAGGGUGUGUGUUUAGGUUGUGUGUACAUAAUUGGAUGUUUAUGGUAAGGGUGUGUGUUUAGGUUGUGUGUACGUAAUUGGAUGUUUAUGGUAAGGGUGUGUAUAUAGGUUGUGUGUACAUAAUUGGAUGUUUAUGGUAAGGGUGUGUGUUUAGGUUGUGUGUACGUAAUUGGAUGUUUAAGGUAUGUGUGUGUAUAUAGGUUGUGUGUACAUAAUUGGAUGUUUAAGGUAUGUGUGUAUAUAUAGGUUGUGUGUACGUAAUUGGAUGUUUAAGGUA